UCGAAAGAACUUGGCAAGCUGCAGAGGCUUCGUUGCCAAGUUUGUUACAGACUUCCUUGACUCGUUCAUCGGAGCGGGGGUGGGACACGACACUAGGUUCUAUGAAGGCCAGAGAUGUCACCUCUGAACCUUCCUUCCAUAUUUCAGGCAUUAUACAAUUUACAACCACUAUUGAGCCGGAAAUUUCUGUUGCUAAGCAAGGCAGUUGUUAAUUCCUCUGCAGAGACGGCCUAUCCAACUAAACUAGAGUGAAUGGCAUAACCAGGGAAGCCUCGAGAGUGCCUGCCGCUUACCAAGCAACCUCACGCGAGGACCUGUUCAGGAUUGACCGCCUCAGCCAGAUGUUCGAUCCAGCUGAAGACUGGGAAGUCUCUUAAGAAAAGAGGCUGGCUGACCACGGAUGAGGCCUAUCCAGACUUGGGACAAAAUGGCUGCCAAGGAGGGGACCCAGUCAAGCUUCGGUCUCCGUUUUCAUGCCGAACUGGAGCAAGGAAUGCACCAGCGGAUUAAGAUGGAGGAGGAAGAGCCGCCGGGUUCCACGUCUGGAGAAGGCUUGGAGGAAGCGCCUCCUCACCUCCUGCAGGCUGGAAGCUUCCGGGAGUUCUGGCAAAGACCAUCUGGAGACCAGGAAGGCGGAGAUGGACUCCUCCAGCGGUGGGAAGCCCAGUGGCAGGAGUUUCUGCAGAAACUGGAGUACCCUCACUCAGAAUGGGAGGCCCCCCAGUUGCUGGAGGAGCCCAGCCCCUGGGAUAACACCAAGGCCUUCCUGGCAUCUUUUGAACAAGUGGCCCAGGCCUGCCAGUGGCCCAGAGAAGACUGGAUGGCCCGUCUCUUGCCUGCCCUGAGCGGGGAAGCAGAGCAGAUCUUCAGCAAUCUAGACACUAGAGACCGGGUGGACUACGACAAGGUGAAAGCGGCAGUCUUGAGAGGAGACGCCAUUGCCCGGGAGCGCCAGCGACAGAACUUCCGCCGCUUCUGCUACCAGGAGGCGGAAGGCCCGAGGGGUGUCUACAGCCAGCUCCAGAAACUUUGUCAUCGGUGGUUGAAAGUGGAGAGACACUCCAAGGAGCAGAUUUUGGAGCUGUUGAUCCUGGAGCAGUUCCUGGCCAUCCUGCCCCAAGAGAUGCAAAGUUGGGUCCGGGAACACGGUCCGGAGACGUGCUCCCAGGCGGUUGCUCUGGCCGAGGAUUUCCUGCAAAGGCAACCCGCCGAGGCGGGUUGGGAAGAAGAGGAGCUGGGACCCAUUGAAGAGAUUUCGCUGGACUUCUCCGAGGGAGAAGACUCGCCAUCGUACGAGGCCGAUGGGGAUGUUCAAGAGAGAGAUGUUGAUUCCUUGGGAUGGUCAUGCAUGAAUGAGAAGAUGGCCCAUGGCGAAAGUUUUGACCAAGUUUUCAACAGGACCCUGAAACGGGGGAGACUGGAAAACAAAGUUUCGCACUUCGGGGAGGAGGACGACGACGUUCUGCAGGGCUGGUACCGAGCCGAGAGGAAGAAAGCAAGUAGCCUGCAAGACAGGGAGGAAUCCAGCUCUCCCCCGUGGGAGGGCGAGGAAUUGCUGGACGGUCCCAGGGAUGACGAGCAAUUCCACGAAGGAAAAGACGCCUAUCUGGCGGGUGGGUGGAGCUUCAGGCAGAGAGCCGACCUGAUUAAACACGAGAAAAACGAUCUUUACAAAUUCUCUGACGAUGGGAGGAGCUUCAAAGCGGUUUCCCGAUGGUCAUGCAUGAAUGAGAAGAUGGCCCAUGGCGAAAGUUUUGACCAAGUUUUCAACAGGACCCUGAAACGGGGGAGACUGGAAAACAAAGUUUCGCACUUCGGGGAGGAGGACGACGACGUUCUGCAGGGCUGGUACCGAGCCGAGAGGAAGAAAGCAAGUAGCCUGCAAGACAGGGAGGAAUCCAGCUCUCCCCCGUGGGAGGGCGAGGAAUUGCUGGACGGUCCCAGGGAUGACGAGCAAUUCCACGAAGGAAAAGACGCCUAUCUGGCGGGUGGGUGGAGCUUCAGGCAGAGAGCCGACCUGAUUAAACACGAGAAAAACGAUCUUUACAAAUUCUCUGACGAUGGGAGGAGCUUCAAAGCGGUUUCCCCGUGCGUUUCCAGCAACGAGAACGACGACGAGAAGAAGCCCCACCAAUGCCCCGAGUGUGGCAAGUCCUUUAUUGCCAAAGCCCACCUGAUCAUCCAUCAGCGGAUCCACACCGGAGAGAGACCCUUUAAAUGCCUGUCCUGUGGGAAGACCUUCACCCAGCGCUCGAACCUCACAGUCCAUCAGCGCAUUCACACGGGCGUCAAACCCUUCCAGUGCUUGGACUGCGGGAAAAGUUUCUGCUCCAGCACCAACCUCAGCAAACACCAGAGCGUCCACGUGAAAGGGGCCCCUUACAAAUGCUUAGCCUGCGGGAAAAGCUUCAAGAUCCACGCCCAUUUUAUCGCCCACAAAAGGAUCCACGCCAGGCGGAAGCUUCACUCCUGUCCGGACUGUGGGAAAUCUUUCCUCGCCGCUUUACAUCUCAUCAUCCACCAGCGAAUUCAUACCGGAGAGAAACCCUAUAAAUGCUUAGAGUGCGGGAAAACCUUCAGCCAGAACGCUCACCUCAAGGUGCACCAGAAAAUCCACAAAAAGGGCAAGCGGUUUCAGUGCGCUGACUGCGGCGAAAGCUUCCACUCCAGGCUGAACCUCAGCCAGCAUCAAACCCUCCACUCCGCCCAAAACCCUUAUAAGUGCACCGAGUGCGAGAAGUCCUUCCGCCUCAACUCUCACCUGAUGGCGCACAAGCGGAAUCACGCCGCCAAAAAACCACACAAGUGCUCCUACUGCGGGAAAGCUUUCUUUACCAAAUCCUACUUCAUCAUCCACCAGAGGAUCCACACCGGGGAGAGGCCAUUCAAGUGCUUGACGUGCGGGAAAGGCUUCAGCCAAAGCUCCCACCUGAACGUCCACAAGCGCACCCACACCGGGGUGAAGCCCUUCCCGUGUGCUCACUGCGGGCAGAGUUUCAGCUCCAGCACCAACCUGCUGAAGCACCAGAGAAUCCACACGGGAGAAAACCUGUAUAUCUGCUCCGACUGUGGGAAAAGCUUCAAGGUACAUUCCCACCUGAUUGCCCAUAAGCGAAUGCACGCGGCCAAGAAGCCCCACAAGUGCUCCUAUUGCGGGAAGUCUUUCUUCGCCAAGUCCUACCUCAUCAUCCACCAGAGGAUCCACACCGGGGAGAGGCCCUACAAAUGCUUGGCUUGCGGCAAGAGCUUCACGCAGAGCUCCAACCUGACGGUGCACGAGCGCACCCAUGCGGGCAAGAACCCGUUCCAGUGCUCGGACUGCGGGAAGAGCUUCAAGGUGAGCUCGCACCUGCUCGCCCACAAGAAAAUCCACGAAACGAAGAAGCCCCACAAGUGCUCCUACUGCAACAAGUCCUUCGUUUUCAAGUCCUACCUGAUCAUCCACGAGCGGAUGCACACGGGCGAGCGGCCGUUCAAGUGCCUGGCCUGCGGGAAAAGCUUCAGUCAGAGUUCCCACCUUAACGUCCACAAAAGGACGCACUUGGGGAAGAAGCCCUACCAGUGUUCCGAAUGCGGGAAAAGUUUCCGCGUGAGUUCCCAACUCUUGGCCCACAAAACCAUUCACACGGCCAAAAAGGCCUAUGUCGACCCGACCAGCAACACCAACAGCAACACCAACAGCAGUAACAACAACGGCAAUAGCAAUAAAUGCCUGGAUUGCGGGAAAACCUUCAUUUCCAAGUCCUACCUGAUCAUCCAUCAGAGGAUCCACACCGGCGAGAGACCCUACAAAUGCCUGGUGUGCGGGAAAUGUUUCAGCCAAAGCUCGCACCUGACCGUCCAUCAGAAGACCCACCGCCGGGUGAAGAUGUUCCCGUGCUCCGAGUGCGAGGAGAGCUUCAAUUCCCACAUGAAGCUGUUGAAGCAUCAGAGGAUCCACAUGAAAGGGAAUCCCUUCCAGUGCCUGGAUUGCGGGAAAUCCUUUGUCACCAAAUCGCAACUCAUCAUCCAUCAGAGAAGCCACACGGGGGAGCGGCCGUACAAGUGCUUGGACUGCGGGAAAGGGUUCAGCCAGAGCUCCAACCUUAUCCGGCAUCAGCGGAUUCACUCGGGGGAAAACCCCUAUAAAUGUUCGGACUGCGGGAAAAGCUUCUGUUCGCACGAGAAUCUGGUUAAACACCAGAGAAUCCACACUUAAAAUCCUGAACGAGCUGUUGAUAAAAGAGACUUACGGGCCGGUGUUUCUCAACCUUAGGGACUUUAAGAUGCGUGGAUUUCAACUCCCAGAAUUCCCCAGCCAGCUUUGCUUCUGAAUGUGGAAUUCUGGGAGUUGAUGUCCGUGCAUCUUAAAAGUCAUCAAAGUUGAGAAACCCUAUUAUGGAUCAUUAGCCAAGUGUCGACUAGAAAAACCCUACAGUGAGAAAAUGCCAUUUUGCUGUCACAACAUGAUAGUUUGCCGCUCAUCAGAGCAUCGGGAUGUAUCGUGUGAAAGCAGAGAAAAGGAAAAAAAUCUCCCGGGAGGGGAGUUUCUCCCGUGUAUUUGGAAGCCUUCACUCAGAAUUUGAACUCAGUACUGUUUCUAAACUGAGGAGGGAAGAGGGUUCAGAGAGUGUUAAUCUGCAUCCAUCAGCCAGCUUCAGAGGGAUUCUUAAGGACCACCAGCCAAGCUGUUUCUUGGCAAAGGCUUCCCGUUCACGUCCGUUCAGUAGUCACUGCAGAUGGGUUUCUUUUAAUUAGACUUAAUUCUCCCAUCUUUUCUUCAGGCCUUACAAAGGGAUCCCUCCUUCUAUCUUAUCUGCACAAUUGAUGACUCUGCCAGGAGCGAAUCCAGAGAUCCCUCGAGGGCCUUCCAAAUCUAAGGAUAGACCUGAAGCUGGAGCUCCAUCGUCCUGCUCCGCUCCGGGAUCACCACCGUUGCACUGAUCUGGGAAUCUCUUCUGCUAGCUAGAAAUUAUCGUUAAUGUUUGUUUACCUUAAAGAAAGGCAACCCAGCUUUCUCCAUAUGGAUUAAUAUCUCCGUAUGUACAAAGAUGGUGGGUGGUAGUUUAAAGCAUGUCAAAGAUGGUGGGGGUGGGUGGGUUGGAGCCUAGCCUUGAUUCCUUCUGACUAGCAUCACUCUCUGGGUCAGGGGUCUCAAACUCCAUUUCAUUGAGGGCCACAUCAGGGUUGUGUUUGACCUCGGGGCAAGGUGGGCAUGGCCAGCUCAACUUCACUCCUGUGACCAAGUGCUAAGGCAGGACUUCCCUCAAACCCUCAUUAUAGUCCUUCCUUCCUUCCCUUCUUUUUCCUUCCCUCUUCAUUCUUUCUUCCUCAUUCCCCUCUUUCCUUCUUUUGCCUUCCCUCUUCAUUCUUUCUUCAUUCCCCUCUUUCCUUCUUUUGCUUUCCCUCUUCAUUCUUUCUUCCUCCU
Messenger RNA from Ahaetulla prasina, 5407 nucleotides. RefSeq names its product zinc finger protein 585A-like. Bases 401 to 4198 code for a protein of 1265 amino acids. The record is from RefSeq and is a predicted model, not a curated record. The transcript has 5 exons. NCBI's taxonomy places the organism in Eukaryota, Metazoa, Chordata, Lepidosauria, Squamata, Colubridae.